AUGGCCUCAACCAAAACUUUUACUUUUGAGGAAGUUUCCAAACACAACAACAAACAAGAUUGCUGGAUUAUGAUCCAUGGAAAGGUGUAUAAUGUGACCUCAUUUUUGGAUGAUCAUCCAGGUGGUGACGAAUCUUUAAUUUCAUCAACAGGGAAGGAUGCUACUGUUGAUUUUGAAGACGUAGGUCACAGUGACUCUGCAAUAGAUAUGAUGCAAAAAUACUGUAUUGGAAUGGUCGACACGUCGAACAUUCCAGCUGAAGAAAGGUCCGAUCCUCCCCCGCCUCCACCUACGCAAGCACGCAACGAUAACAAUCAAUCAUCGGGAUCGGGAUUUGUUGUAAAGGCAUUGCAAUUUCUGUUGCCGUUACUGAUAUUGGCCUUUGCAUUUGCCAUGCAGCAUUAUGGAAAAAACAAACAAGCCAGCGACGAAUAA
Molecule: messenger RNA, 435 nt
Organism: Lathyrus sativus (Indian pea)
Lineage: Eukaryota; Viridiplantae; Streptophyta; Magnoliopsida; Fabales; Fabaceae
Source: the annotation of a GenBank genome assembly